This is a messenger RNA of Heteronotia binoei (common prickly gecko), 2965 nucleotides long. RefSeq names its product serine/threonine kinase 25 (gene STK25). Gene Ontology annotation, molecular function: ATP binding; protein kinase activity. Gene Ontology annotation, biological process: protein phosphorylation. Bases 101 to 1381 code for a protein of 426 amino acids. The transcript is spliced from 11 exons. The record is from RefSeq and is a predicted model, not a curated record. Lineage: Eukaryota; Metazoa; Chordata; Lepidosauria; Squamata; Gekkonidae.
AGUUUGAUGAUCCAUAAAUCACAACACAUUUUUAUUGUUGUGUGAGAAGACUGGAAAGGUUCAGGUUCACAGUGUAUGGGUGUUGUGCCAAACUUUGGCCAUGGCUCACCUGAGGGAAUUUGCCAAUCAGCACUCUCGGGUUGAUCCAGAGGAACUGUUCACCAAGCUGGAGAGAAUUGGUAAAGGCUCCUUUGGUGAGGUGUACAAAGGAAUUGAUAACCGUACUAAGGAGGUGGUAGCUAUCAAGAUAAUUGACCUGGAGGAAGCAGAGGAUGAGAUUGAAGACAUCCAGCAGGAGAUAACUGUGCUCAGCCAGUGUGACAGUCCCUACAUUACCCGUUACUAUGGUUCCUACUUGAAGGGCACCAAGCUGUGGAUAAUCAUGGAGUACUUAGGGGGUGGCUCAGCACUGGAUCUUCUUAAGCCUGGCCCCUUGGAGGAGACCUACAUUGCCACUAUCCUACGAGAGAUUCUAAAGGGUUUAGACUACCUUCACUCUGAGAGGAAAAUCCACCGAGACAUCAAAGCUGCCAAUGUGCUGCUUUCAGAGCAAGGGGAUGUGAAACUAGCUGACUUUGGUGUAGCUGGCCAGCUGACAGACACUCAGAUCAAGAGAAACACCUUUGUCGGGACCCCGUUUUGGAUGGCACCUGAAGUCAUCAAGCAGUCGGCCUAUGACUUCAAGGCAGACAUUUGGUCCCUUGGAAUUACUGCUAUUGAACUGGCAAAGGGAGAGCCUCCGAAUUCUGAUCUGCAUCCUAUGCGAGUUCUUUUCCUGAUCCCCAAAAACAACCCUCCAACGUUGGAGGGUCAUCAUAGUAAGCCCUUUAAGGAAUUUGUGGAAGCCUGCCUUAAUAAAGACCCUCGGUUUAGGCCCACUGCAAAAGAGUUACUAAAGCACAAAUUCAUCACACGUUAUACCAAGAAAACAUCUUUUCUCAUGGAACUUAUUGACCGCUACAAACGCUGGAAGUCUGAAGGACAUGGCGAGGAUUCCAGUUCUGAUGACUCUGACAUUGAUGGAGAUGCAGAUGAGAGAGAUCAAGGACCUAUAUGGACUUUCCCACCAACUAUUCGCCCCAGUUCAUUGAACAAGCUGCACAAAGGAAUGCAGCAUCAUGGAUCCCAGAAGCCUCCUGAGCCCAUCAAGCGGCAGCCAAGGUCUCAGUGCCUCUCUACUCUCGUUCGCCCUGUCUUUGGGGAGCUCAAAGACAAGCACAAGCAGAUUGGAGGCAAUGUAGGAGCCAUGGAAGAACUGGAGAAUGCCUUUAGCUUAGCUGAAGAGUCUUGUCCAGGGAUCUCUGACAAACUAAUUGCACAAAUGGUGGACCGUGUACAAAGGUUCUCACACAGCAGGAACCUCCUGACUUCCACACGCUGAUGAGCCUGUAAUUUCCUGAAGGAGGGUGAUGUUCUCCACUUUGUAAGAACUACAUCUUGAAUACACCACCAUCUGCUGUUGGAUGUUAACAUUGUGCUAUGGAUUCUCAAACAUUUCAGAGCCUACAUCUGUGUAUUUCGUGACCAUCCAGACCGGGAUUUUGCAACACACAUUUAUGACAUGACUUCUUUGCAGAGCCCUCAAGCGGUAGUUUCUACAGUGUACUUUAUGAAGGUUAAUUAUAUCCGAUUUCUCUCAGGUCAGACCUUGUUUAAAAGAAAAAUCCUGACUGCUGGAAAAAUGGAAAUUCUUAGACAUAAGGCAUUCCAAAAGGGAGGUCUAUGGCAGCUUGUGUUGCUGGCCAGAGACAAAGUUCAUGGGCGCAUUUAUUGGCAUUCAUGUUGGUGCUGCUCAAGAGAAGUUUGCUCAAAUUUCCUUUUCAACUAACAGAACAAGAAGAUCUUUGCCUAGCAGUUCCUGAGUUGGGUGAAGGCUUCUGCCUCCUCCUGUUUGCUUGCCCCUUUGUGAGGUAGGUUACCCUGACUGCAACUGUACUUUACACUAGCACUUAUUUCUGUGUCUACAACUUGGAGAAAAUUUAUUCCUGUUUGUAGCAAAGCCUCUUGCUGCACUGGAAUAUGAAAACUAGGUAUCUUGGCUUCUCUCUCCCUGGCAGGGUGGACAUUUUGCACUUGAUAAAGGAGUGAAGUUCAAUACUUAACUACUCCUGGGGCUUAGAAGAAGGAUAGGGAUCUACCAAAAUUCUUUUAGAUGUUAUUCUGUGAAACCAGACAAGCGUUUCAGUUAAACUAAAGUAUUUGGUGCCAACAGAUGGGAAAUAGCCCAACUGAUAUUUCCCAAAUCUCUCCUUUGCUUCUUUCCUCGUGUUCACUCCUCUUGGGCUGUCCACAACAUAAGGUGCCCAAGCUGUUAAUGGUCAUUAUCGCUUGUUCUGGCUUAGGCAGUGUCUGGCCUGCCUUAAGCAUUUGAACACACUCAAAAUAGUUCUUCCUCUUUAGUAUUAAGAGAGCAGUUUAAGAGCAGCAGCACAAGUUGGAAGUGGUUAUUUUGCAAUGUAGUUUUCUAUCUGUAAGUCUGUUCAGUCAUGGACUGCUAUGGACGUUCUUCUGCUGAAAAAGGCAUUGGCAUUUUUCAUCUGAUAGCUGUGACUGGAUGUAGGGUUGCACAUUCUGUAAGCCCUUCCACAUACUAUUGGAGGAAAGUGAAUGAAAGUGCUCUAUUCUUGUUACUUGUACAUCAUACAAGAAUCUGAAGCAUCAUAACUUGGCCUUGCUUUUGGGUAGUCAAGCAAAGAACAUGGGAAUGAAUGUGAAGAUGGAAUUUGUACAUAAGCACAUCUGUUCAUUUUUGUUGUCCAGGAAUAUUGCAAAACAGAAGGACUGUUGUAGAUACACAGGCAUGCGCCUGUGCAGCUGCUACUUUUUGCUAUUCAUAAAUGGUACCUUGCAUUAGUUCAUGCGUAUCACUGGCUAACCUCUCACUGUCUCCAAUGGUCAGUGUCUUAGUUUUUCACAUGAGCAGUGAGACAGGGAUCCGCCACUUCCAAUAAAUUGUCAAGUAAAA